This is a messenger RNA of Drosophila nasuta, 2405 nucleotides long. It is a transcript of the gene Nepl21, whose product is annotated as Neprilysin-like 21. Lineage: Eukaryota; Metazoa; Arthropoda; Insecta; Diptera; Drosophilidae. Bases 74 to 2209 code for a protein of 711 amino acids. The record is from RefSeq and is a predicted model, not a curated record. Gene Ontology annotation, cellular component: plasma membrane. Gene Ontology annotation, biological process: protein processing. The transcript has a single exon. Gene Ontology annotation, molecular function: metalloendopeptidase activity.
AAAGUGCGAAUAAAGCGUUUAGUCCCAAACAUCUCGUUCAAUUGAAAACAUCUCCGCCAAUCGUCAACAUCAAAUGAGAAACUUUCUAAGUAAUAUACUAUAUGGAUUAGCGCUGCUGCUGAUACAACUGGUAUAUCAUGGAUCCGCAGCACCAGAGAGGCUCCGGGGGAAUGCUGACUUGAUCUCAGAAAGUCAGAGAGACAGCGAUUAUAUUAGUCAAGUGAUGCGUCACGCCAAAGCAGCAGAGAUGGCGAGCUUCAUGAAUGAGAGCGUCAAUCCGUGUGACGAUUUCUACAAAUUUGCCUGUGGCAAUUGGCGUCGAAUUAAUAUGGUUAGAGGCAACAAAUUGUCUACUGGACUCUUUGAACGAGUGGCCGAAGGCCUCAAUCGCAAAGUGAAGCAUUUGCUUGAGCACAAGAAUGACCAACUAGAUACCGAAGAGGACAAGCAAGUGAGGAAUUUUUAUAAAUCCUGCACAGCCAUUACUGCCAUCGAUGAAACCUAUCGCAACAAAUUGAAGAAAGUAAUUAGCGACUUCGGAGCGAUGCCAGCUCUAGAAGGAAGUAAAUGGAAUGAGUCAGAAUUUGAUUGGAUUGAAACAAUUGGCGAAAUCGCUUUCACCUAUGGUCAGACAAUUAUAAUAGGUGUUGAGGUUAACACUGACUUGGCCAACAACGAAGUGAACAUAGUGUACGUUACUGAGCAGGCGUUUCCUCUCAAGGUGCGUGGAAUGUAUUUAAAGAACAAUACGAAAACAUAUCGCACAAGGAUUCGCGACGUCAUGGCCAAGGAACUCAACAACUAUCUGAACAUAGAGGCAAAUUUAGCGCAGUCAACCGCCACGGAAUUGAUGGACUUUGAGGUGGAGCUGGCCAAAGGACUGAAAAGCGAAAACGAAGUCUUGGACUUAGAAAAGGAAUCCAACCUGACAACUAUUGCCGAGAUGCAGAAACUCUAUGGACCCACACUAGACAUACAGCGUUUGGUUAAUAUAUCCCUAGACGAGGAGAUAACUUCCGUUUAUGACCUUCUUCCACAGUAUAAAGUCAAUCUUGUCAAAGUCAUUCAACGCACUCCGAAACGAAUUUUGGCCAACUACAUUUUCUAUAGGUUGGUUAAACCACUUAUGCUCGACGUGGGAACUAAAAAGUCUGAAAGAGAGAUGAACUGUCAAUCCCUGACUAAGAAAUACUUUGCCAAGUUCUUGGACAACAUGGUCUACAGGCGGCAUAAUAACGACGACACUGCCGCCGAUGUGCAGCUCAUGUGGACAGAAAUGCAAGAGACUUUUAAACAAAAACUCCAGUCAAAUUCAUUUUUGAAGUGGAUAAGUCCGGAAACCCGAAAAUUGGCUACUGAGAAGCUGGCAGCAAUGAAGCUGGAAAUUAACUCCUACGCAAAUCAAAAUCUCACGGAGGAGUUUGGAAAUAUUCAAAUGUCCGAGGACGAUUAUAUUGAUAAUCUCUUGUACAUAUUUGAGGAUGAAGCGAUCUCGCAAAGAGAGCUUAUUAAUCAGCCUGCCACGCCUUUCGAAGCAGGAGACACGCUCGCCUACACUCCGGCCAAUAUCCUGCUAGAGAACGUCGUCAAGGUGCCAGUGGCGAUGCUGCAGCCUUAUUACAUGUGGGCUUCCAAUUAUCCCAAUGCCAUAAAGUUUGGCACUUUGGCGGCACUCAUUGGACACGAGAUCAUCCAUGGAUUCGAUAUCAGUGGCAGCAAGUUCGACGCCGAGGGCAAUCUUAAAGACUGGUGGGACGAGGUGUCCAGAAAUAACUUUGUUGAUCGCCAACAAUGUUUUAAGAAGCAGUACAGUAAUUAUUCGUAUUACGGCAAAAAGCUGCCUAAGACAGAUGAACAGUCGGAGAAUAUCGCGGACAACGGCGGAGUCCGACUUGCUUUUGAUGCCUAUCGCAGGUGGCAGCAAGCACAGGAUUCCUCGCUCAACGAUCCUGGAAGCAGAUUGAGCCACAAAGAGACGCUGCCCACUCUGAAUUACACCAGCAUGCAGCUGUUCUUUAUUAGCUAUGCGCAAAUUUGGUGCUCUGACGUUCAUUCAAAUCUAAGACUAUUACAAGUGACAGUGGAUGACCAUGUCCCACACAAGUUCCGUGUUCUUGUACCCCUUUCCAAUUUUGAUGAGUUCUCCAAGGAGUUCCAUUGUGCUCUUGGCACAAAGAUGAACCCAGUUCGCAAGUGCGAGAUCUACUAAGGAGUGAUAAUAGACAAUUUCCUUUGUUUGUUUACAUUACAGAGAGAAUCGAUUUAAAUAUUUGCAAGUUUGCUUAACUCUAAUAUCAUAACAUACUAAAAAAUUAGUUGGUUUUAAAAGGUCAUUUUCAAUUUUAAUUUUUUGAAAACGAAUUUUAAAAGAAAAUGUAAUAGCCAAUAAAUUAUAUGUUAUAAUG